GGCGGCCGCUAGGGUGAGGCCCGAGGUGCGAGGCGGAGCGCUUGACGCUGACUCGUGGAGGAGCGGUAAAGGCGGGGAUCGAGAGCGGAGGAUGUAAAUCAGAAUUCAGUGAAAAUGUCCACUGAACGGACUUCUUGGACAAAUCUGUCCACUAUUCAGAAAAUAGCCCUGGGCCUUGGAAUUCCAGCCAGUGCGACAGUUGCCUAUAUCCUAUACCGCAGGUAUAGGGAAAGCAGAGAAGAGCGGCUGACGUUUGUUGGGGAGGAUGACAUUGAGAUAGAGAUGCGAGUUCCCCAGGAGGCUGUGAAGCUCAUCAUUGGCCGGCAAGGAGCCAAUAUUAAACAGCUGCGGAAACAGACAGGUGCUCGGAUUGAUGUGGACACAGAGGACGUAGGCAAUGAGCGAGUGCUGCUUAUCAGUGGUUUUCCUGUUCAGGUGUGCAAGGCCAAAGCAGCAAUCCAUCAGAUCCUGACAGAGAAUACCCCAGUGUCUGAGCAGCUCUCAGUUCCCCAGAGAUCUGUGGGCAGAAUCAUAGGGAGAGGCGGCGAGACAAUUCGUUCUAUCUGUAAAGCCUCUGGAGCCAAAAUUACUUGUGACAAAGAAUCAGAGGGGACAUUACUACUAUCAAGACUUAUAAAAAUCUCAGGAACACAGAAGGAAGUGGCAGCAGCCAAGCAUUUGAUACUGGAGAAAGUUUCAGAAGAUGAAGAACUCCGGAAGAGAAUUGCUCAUUCUGCAGAAACCAGAGUCCCACGCAAGCAGCCAAUCAGUGUGAGAAAAGAGGAGGUGACAGAGCCAGAUGGGGCUGGAGAGCCAGUUUUAUGGAAAAGUACCAGUUCUAGCAUGGAGCAGGCUAAGCCUUUGGCAGUUCCUCCUCACAAAGGAGAUGGUGACAUGGCUGUUGUAGGGCCAAAAGAAGAUUCCUGGGAGAAACCUAAUGAUGACAGCUUUCAGAAGUCUGGAAUCCAGGCCAUUCCAGAGACAUCUAUGUUUGAAAUCCCCAGUCCUGACUUCAGUUUCCAUGCUGAUGAGUACCUAGAAGUCUACGUCUCUGCUUCUGAACACCCUAACCACUUCUGGAUCCAGAUCAUUGGCUCCCGCAGCCUGCAACUGGAUAAGCUUAUCAAUGAGAUGACCCAACACUAUGAGAAUAGUCUGCCUGAAGACUUGACCGUGCAUGUAGGAGACAUUGUAGCAGCACCUUUACCUGCAAGUGGUUCCUGGUAUCGAGCUCGCAUCCUUGGCACCUUGGAGAAUGGGAACUUGGACCUCUACUUUGUUGACUUUGGAGAUAAUGGAGAUUGCCCACUGAAGGAUCUCAGGGCUCUUAGGAGUGACUUCCUCAGUCUUCCAUUUCAAGCAAUAGAGUGUAGUCUGGCACGGAUUGCCCCUUCAGGUGAACAAUGGGAAGAGGAAGCUUUGGAUGAAUUUGACAGACUCACUCACUGUGCUGACUGGAAGCCCCUGGUGGCCAAAAUCUCUAGCUAUGUCCAGACUGGGAUCUCAACUUGGCCAAAGAUCUACUUAUAUGAUACUAGCAAUGGGAGGAAACUUGAUAUUGGGCUAGAAUUAGUUCGUAAAGGAUAUGCGAUUGAGCUUCCAGAAGACAUGGAAGAAAACAGAGCUGUCUCAGACAUGUUGAAGGAGGUGGCUACAGAAACAGAUGCCUCUUUCAGCACCUUGCUCACUGAGACCACAAAGAGCCCUGAAGUGAUAACACAAACCCUGUCCUGCCCUAGCUUAUCAGAAGCUGCCUCUGUGUCUGGCGAUGAUAACCUUGAAGACGACUAUGUACUCUGAAGUCUGGGCUUCAGCUUACUCAGCCAUCUGCUUUGCUGUCAGGAUUUGGAGCCGGAGAAAGGAGUCUGUGCUAGCAAUCCAUGCAGUACUUUCCUUAUUACACACGGUCUGGCUUGCUGUGGAGCAAAUCCAUUUUCUUCAUCCACUGGACUACCAAAAAGAGUGUGGGGCAGAGGAAGACAAAUACAUACCCCCUUCUCCACCUCCCUGGUCCCUCCCCCGCCCUCCAGUGUUGAAUACUGCUAUGUUACUUCCAGGCUGUUCAGCAUCAAGCUCAGUCCCCUCUGUCAGUCAUAAUACACAUUACUGCUAGUCUG
This is a messenger RNA of Carlito syrichta (Philippine tarsier), 2117 nucleotides long. RefSeq names its product tudor and KH domain containing (gene TDRKH). Gene Ontology annotation, molecular function: RNA binding. Gene Ontology annotation, biological process: spermatogenesis. The record is from RefSeq and is a predicted model, not a curated record. NCBI's taxonomy places the organism in Eukaryota, Metazoa, Chordata, Mammalia, Primates, Tarsiidae. The coding region runs from base 115 to 1800 and encodes 561 amino acids. The transcript is spliced from 14 exons.